This is a messenger RNA of Pseudozyma flocculosa PF-1, 642 nucleotides long. RefSeq lists its product as uncharacterized. The coding region runs from base 1 to 642 and encodes 213 amino acids. The record is from RefSeq and is a predicted model, not a curated record. The transcript has 3 exons. NCBI's taxonomy places the organism in Eukaryota, Fungi, Basidiomycota, Ustilaginomycetes, Ustilaginales, Ustilaginaceae. Gene Ontology annotation, biological process: dUTP catabolic process; dUMP biosynthetic process. Gene Ontology annotation, molecular function: magnesium ion binding; dUTP diphosphatase activity.
AUGACCAUCGACUCGAGCUACUCCACCACCGAAAGACCGAACAAGCAGCUCAAGACGACGCACCUCGACUCCGAAAUGUCCCUCCCUACGCAGUCGACUUCGGCCUCGGCCUCGGCACUGCGCCUCCUCGUAUGCCGCCACCCCGCCCACCCUCUUGCCAAGCUGCCUACCCGCGGUAGCGCCUCGGCGGCAGGGUACGAUCUGUACUCGAGCGAGAAGGUCACCAUCGAACGGGGGAAACGCAAGGUCGUUCAGACGGGCAUCUCGCUCGCCAUCCCAGAAGGACACUAUGGCCGUGUUGCACCUCGCAGCGGUCUUGCCUCCAAGCACGGCAUCGACGUCGGAGCAGGCGUCAUCGACUCCGACUACCGUGGCCUUCUCGGCGUCCUCCUCUUCAACCUCGGCGAUGCAGACUUUACCAUCAACGAAGGAGACAGGAUCGCGCAGCUCGUCAUUGAACAGAUCUCGACUCCUCCCGUAGAGGAAGUGUCCAGCCUCGAUGACACCGCCAGGGGCGCAGGCGGCUUUGGCUCCACUGGCGGUUUCGGACCCGCUGCCACCGUCGCCGCUCAGGACACGGCAGCAGCCGCCGCCGCCGCCGCCGACCUGCCGACCGAGAGCGCAACGACAAAGCAGGCCUGA